Dama dama (fallow deer) is the source of this 1828-nucleotide messenger RNA. RefSeq names its product leucine rich repeat containing 57 (gene LRRC57). The transcript has 6 exons. The coding region runs from base 229 to 948 and encodes 239 amino acids. The record is from RefSeq and is a predicted model, not a curated record. Gene Ontology annotation, molecular function: protein binding. NCBI's taxonomy places the organism in Eukaryota, Metazoa, Chordata, Mammalia, Artiodactyla, Cervidae.
CCCAGUGAGCGCGGAUCCCGGGUCUUCCCCUGCCCAACCAGCCGUGAGCUGAGCCGUAGGAGGCGAGUUCGGGGGUCCCUGAUCUUCCCUCAACUCCUAGCAGCGUCUCGCCUCGGAUCAGCUGCAAAAUCGGCAGGGCCUGGUGUUCUUCUCUUUCUUUCUUGCCACUCUUGAGCUGGCCUCUAAGAUCCCGGGAUCGGCAGGAGGGACCUGAGCCUUGGCGCUAGGAUGGGAAACAGUGCCCUCCGCGCUCAUGUGGAAACCGCGCAGAAAACUGGUGUCUUUCAACUUAAAGACCGUGGGCUGACCGAGUUCCCCUCAGAGUUGCAGAAGCUGACAAGCAAUCUCAGGACCAUCGACUUGUCCAACAACAAGAUUGAGAAUCUACCGCCUGUGGUCAUAGGGAAGUUCUCUCUGCUGAAGAGCCUCUCCUUGAACAAUAACAAAUUAACUGCUCUUCCUGACGAGUUAUGCAAUCUGAAGAAGCUGGAGACACUAAGCCUAAACAACAAUCAGUUGAGAGAGCUGCCAUCUACUUUUGGGCAACUAUCUGCCCUUAAGACCCUGAGCCUCUCCGGGAACCAGCUGAGAGCUCUGCCCCCGCAGCUGUGUAGCCUACGGCACCUGGAUGUAGUGGAUCUCUCCAAGAACCAGAUUCGGAGCAUACCUGACAUAGUCGGGGAGCUGCAAGUCAUCGAACUCAACCUCAACCAGAACCAGAUAGCUCAGAUCUCAGUGAAGAUAUCUUCUUGUCCUCGUCUUAAAGUUCUUCGUCUGGAGGAGAACUGUCUUGAGCUCAGUAUGCUUCCACAGAGCAUCCUCAGUGAUUCACAGAUCUGUCUUCUUGCUGUGGAAGGCAACCUUUUUGAAAUUAAGAAACUUCGAGAACUGGAAGGCUAUGAUAAGUACAUGGAGAGGUUCACAGCCACCAAGAAGAAAUUUGCAUGAUGUCCUCCAGGAGCAUGGGAACUAUAGAGUAUACUGACUUGGAACCUGUUGCAAUCUGGCUGACUGAAAGGCUCCUGUUGUUGUCAAGGGUAUCUGCUGUAAGAAGAUGAUACUCCAGGAGGUCACAUUUCACGCAGUGAUCGUUUUCCUUUCCAGGGCUCAUCUUAAAUAAGCUAAAAGGAACCAAGAGACAGGAAGUGUCCUCCAUUUUGAGUCACGGAUAGGGCAAAGGACAAUGUUGAUUUUCAAAACCAUCACUACUUUGGCUUUAGGAAACACAGUAACUAGUUGCUAUGUAUACAGAGGGGAUGCUGCCUGGUACCAGAAUAGCUCCACACAACAGCUUGAAAUUUCAUGUGUUUCAAUGUGUGAGCUUUCAUAAAAUCAGUUGCCAUUCCACCUCUGUGUUGACACUUCAUGUUUUUAUGAAAUUCAGGUAAUUCGUGAGAGGCCACUAUGGUUAAUCUGAGGAUUUAUGAUUUUAUUCCAGUCCCUCCAAGUAUUUAUUCUUGGAAUUUAGGAUGUAUGUAAAUAUAUGACUCUUGAUUAACACUGUACUUUGCCAGAGAAACAACACAACACUAAGAGGUGUUCCGCAAGGCUGCAGUAGCAAUUUUUUUUUUAACUAUUGCAGGUGCCUUAUUGAGAAGAGCUAAAACUCUAUAUGCAAAACUUGUAAGAUACAAGGGUUUUAAUAAUCAAGUUUUUCCUGAAGUUUUAUUAGGAACAAUGUCUUAUUUCUGGUAAUCUUUUUGUAUUUAUAACUAUUAAUAAUCAAAUUAACUAUCAAAAAAACUACUGCUACAAUAUUUUACAACUUAUGUUUAUCAAAUUUAUUCUCUGAAUAAGAGAAUAUGCUAAAUAAAGAUAUUUUUAAUAA